This is a messenger RNA of Aspergillus welwitschiae, 719 nucleotides long. RefSeq lists its product as uncharacterized. NCBI's taxonomy places the organism in Eukaryota, Fungi, Ascomycota, Eurotiomycetes, Eurotiales, Aspergillaceae. The transcript has a single exon. Bases 79 to 417 code for a protein of 112 amino acids. The record is from RefSeq and is a predicted model, not a curated record.
CCGGGGGUGCAUUUCAAGCAUCUUGAUUAGACAAUAAGGUAUAUAGUAGCGACCGUGGUGACACCGUGGGUGUCUUGUAUGCUCCAAACAAGUUUAACCGUGGCAAACAAAUCAGCCUGCAUUUCCCAGCCCAUGCUCCGCCCAAUUGCAACGGGUAUCAGCCCUGCACUCGCCAACGCGAGUGCACCUCCUUAUAGCAAUUUAUCCCAGCAGAAAAUCAAACCCAACUCAGAUCAACGGCCCAUGCUAAUUCCCGAUAACAAAUCAUCUGCGGCACCGCAAGGAAAAGGUCAAGUAACCGGAUGGAAACAAACACAAGGAAAAAAAGGGGGGAGAGAAGAAAGGAAAUAUUCUAGAUCGUGGAAGAAAAAGGACAUGAGAAAAAAAAGGCCUGCUGCGUAUAAUUCCGAUUUGUAAUCGUGUCACGGAAACGCAGGAAAAAGAAGUGAAUCAUCAAGAACCAAACCCCAGCUGGUAUCUGAGCAGAAAAAGCCAUGCCGAACAGAAAAGGAAAUCAAACAACAUCGGACCAACUCCCUAGUCUAGCGAGAGAUAAGAAGGAAAUGGGUAAUCAAAACCAAAAAGGAAAAACCAAAUCACCAACCAGCAAAACAACCGGUACCUCUAUGGUCAUAAACUUGGGUAAUAAAGACAUCACUAGCAACCCUCCGAGCCGUUGUACCGUGUCUUGCCUGUCCAGGGGAAUCUGAGAAAAAAAA